Molecule: messenger RNA, 3705 nt
Organism: Larimichthys crocea (large yellow croaker)
Lineage: Eukaryota; Metazoa; Chordata; Actinopteri; Sciaenidae
Gene: enpp5
Product: ectonucleotide pyrophosphatase/phosphodiesterase 5
Exons: 4
Coding region: 274-1734 (486 amino acids)
Source: RefSeq, a predicted model, not a curated record
GAAUUUGGAGGAGGGGGGGGUGAAAGGAUGCACUUGCAGGAAACACCGGACAGCCUUUUGUCUUCAGAUGAUCUUGUUUGGUUUGAUAUCUGUCAAUAAAACCGACAGAAGUAUUAAAAAUAAUAAUAAUAAUUAAAAAAAAGACACUCAGCGGUCUCAUAGGCGGGACUUCCUGCAGACACUGACCCGAGUCCGGCUGUUUAUCUCGGUGUGCAGCGCAAGGCGAGUCAGUGCAGGAUCAGAUAACGCGGUUGUCUCAUCACACACCUCACUAUGUUGGGCUGCUUGCUGCGAGGAGGCUGUAGUCCUCUGCUCUGCCUGUGGGCCCUGGUGCUGCCUUUGGUCUCCCUCCAUCCCUUUAACCAACAUGGGCGCAGGGACCCCAUUGUGAGGGACCGGCCCAAGCUGCUGCUCGUGUCCUUUGAUGGUUUCCGCUGGGAUUACAUACACCGUGUGCCGAUGCCUAACUUUAAAACCAUCAUAGAUGAGGGGGUGAUAGUUAAAGAGGUGGAGAGUGCUUACAUCACUAAAACCUUCCCCAACCACUACAGCUUGGUGACGGGGCUGUAUGCGGAGACGCAUGGCAUUGUGGCCAAUGAGAUGUACGAUCCGGUUCUGAACCGUUCCUUCUCCAUGGAGACAGACAGUAUUUAUGAGUCACUUUGGUGGGAAGAGGCAGUACCUCUAUGGGUGACCAUCCAGAAAGCUGGAGGGCGAAGCGGGGCAGCGAUGUGGCCAGGAUCUGAUGUGAAGAUCCAUGGCAUGUACCCCAAUCAAUACCUUCGGUACAAUGCCUCAGUCUCCUUUGAAACCAGAGUGGAGCGGAUCAUUGAGUGGUUCUCUGCACCCAAAGACGAAUCAGUAGAUUUUGUAGUUCUGUACUGGGAGGAGCCAGAUGAGAGCGGGCACAGACUUGGUCCUCAGAAUCCCGAGAUGGAUAAAGUCAUUGCCGAGAUUGAUGAGAAGCUCGGCUUCCUCAUGAACGAGCUGAAGAAGGCGGGGCUGUAUGAGAAGGUGAACCUGAUAGUGACCAGUGACCACGGAAUGACACAGCUUUCCACUGACAAGAUCAUAGAAUUGGAUGAGUAUGUGACCAGAGACCUGUACACAUGGGUGGAUAAGAGUCCGGUGGUGGGAAUACUACCCAAAGAAGGGAAGUUUGACGAGGUUUAUAGUAAGCUGGUGGAUGCAAACCCAAACAUGGUGGUGUUCAAGAAGGAAGACAUUCCCAAGCACUUCCAUUAUCAGCACAACAUCAGGAUCAUGCCCAUCCUUAUAGAGGCCAAGGAGGGCUGGACCAUCAUGCAGAACAGGACUGGGGCCUUUAUGUCGGGAAACCAUGGCUAUGACAACACCCUACGUAGCAUGCAGCCUGUGUUCGUGGCCCGUGGGCCAGCCUUUCGCCAGAAUUACGUCAAGACCUCCAUGUCCUCUGUUGACCUUUACCCUCUUAUGUGCCACAUCUUGUCCAUCCACCCCCUACCAAACAACGGCUCCCUGUUUAACGUUAGGGACCUGCUGGCUGAAGAGCCAGUUCCAUCCACAUCCAGCGUGCCUCCCAGGGUCAACGAGUACUCCUAUGCCCCCAUCGUGGGUUCUUUUCUCGGCGUGGUGAUGGUGCUGGGCUUUCUGGUGGUCUACAUCAGACAAGUGACGCUCAAACAGUUGCCCUCACUAAAACACAGAAGCCGGGAGAUGUCGCAGCCCUUACUGCAAGAGGACUUGCACCUGUAGCUGAAAUGAUGGCAGACUUAAAAAGAAGAGGAGGUAUUACUCCCCAAGGUAGUAUGCUCUGUCCAGAAGCAUUCCCUAAACGCCUCCCUUAUACGACUAAAUACAACAUUGUGCUGCACUUUUUAUUAGUUGGAGAUCAAGGGAAUCUAAUCUAACCUCCUAAUCAUAUAUAGACGCACACCUUGCUUUUUUUAGUGCAAGGGAAUUGUCUAGAGUGUGCUUCUGGCGCAGGUUUAAUCAAGAUAAUAAACCUUUACAUGGGCUUUAUAGUGGCUUUGCUUUGAUUGUGAAUUUUACCUAAUAUCAUCUCAUCAUUUUUAUUGUCACUUAAUAAGUAAAAAAAUCAAAGCUAAGAGUGGAAUUUUAACCUGUGAUAUUAACAUGAACCUUUUGUUGGCCAAAACCGUGUCUUGGAUAACAUUAAGGUAUCGGUAUGCUUGAAAUGAACUUAUUCGUUAUGAAAGCGUUUCUAGCUGAACAGCUGCGGUGGGGUGAAAAGCCAGCCAUCAUAGAGGGGCAAGAAGCAAUAACCGUGCACACUUUCAGACAAUCUCUUCCUUGAUGGCAUUCAUAGUGUUGCGCUCAUUUGCACAUAAGAAUACAGAGUUAAUGAAGCACGAAGAAGAAUAAAAGAUAGCUUAAAACCCUGUUUACUUACCCCACCCUCUACACACCUGGCCAGUUGCUUCUUAAAUGGAUCCCCCUCCCGAAUUCCAAAGUCAGGGAGAUUUAAAUGCUGUUUGAUGAUCCAAAAAGUAUUUCAUUUGAAGCAUACUGACACCUUUACUCCCUGACAGUAUCAAUAGAAGUGGUUUAUUCAGCCUCGGCAUUUGUUCUACUUGUGGUCUGAGCACUGAAUUAGAAGUUAGCUUGAAAUACGGAUGCUGUGAUCAAACAAAAAAGUAUUCAAAACCAUCUGAGGUCAGAUUGCCUGGGGUCAGUAUUAUUUUUGAAUGUUAUGUGGAAACAGAUGGUCCACUAAAGUCUCACUCACUGUGCCAGGCUACUGCUCAUAUGUGUAGGUCAUUUCCAUGAGCCGAUCACGUCACUAUCUUGCUCUUUAGUAGUCAGUUACCAUUUGCCUUUUAACUUAAACAUCUCUUUAAGGUGUGUAUUAUUUGUGUGUCUGUUUUUUUUGUAGAUUGUGUUUGGAGGGCAUUUUUCUGUGUAGAUGUUCAUACGUGGACUGUCACAACCAUGGCCAUUUGUUGGUGAAACGUGAAGUGCAAUUGCUAUUGGUCAGUAUUUCGUCAUUGGAUUUUAAGGGUUUUGUUGUUGCUUGGUUGAGAAGACUACUUUGGCAUGACUUGCAAGAACUGUUCCCCUGAUUUGCACUAUAGGAGAGAAAUGAACCAGAACGAAGGGGCAGUAGUUGGAUGCUUUUUUAGGUCAUGUAUAAUUUGCACUUCAUGUUCAUAGUUGCUAUUUAAAAUGAUUAAAAAAAAAAAAAAAAAAAAAAGUUAGGUGCCUCUUGCCAAAAAGCUUUUCAAUUAGCAGAAUCAUAGAAAGUCGAGUAGAAUCCCAAAUCUGCAAAUAAAUAAAUCUAAUAUUUUUUCAGCAUCAUUUAAUAUAAUAAUUCGUUAACUUUUCUCCUUAUGCUUUUAGAUGUGAUGACUAAUACCUGUGCCCCAAAACUGACAGACAUCACUGUGAUAUAUACUUUUUACAAAAAUUUAAAUUCAUAAAUUGAAAGCAUUUAUAUGGAAAUUGUUAAUUUUCUGAUAAUUGUCAUUAUUUUAUGAAAGAGAAGUGUUGUCUGAUAAUUUCCCCCUGACUUGUUGACAGAGAAAUGGAAUAUAUCCAUAAUAUAUUUAAGUGAUUCAUUUGGAAUUGUUGGAAAAGAAUAAAUAGUAGAUCAGGUUUAUCUUUCUUAAUUAUUAACUUGGAUUUGAAAUAUGGAUAUUUAAUAUAAUUUACCUUUGCCAUGUUGAUGCAAUUAGUCUUCUGAAAUUAAAGGGACUUCUGUGAAAA